UGAGUCACGUUCAUAAACGUGAUAUGUCUCGUGCGUAAAACUCUGCUCAAUGAAAACAAUUCAUCUUCGAUUCACCAAUCGAUUCUCCAUCACCAAUGUUUGGAUCUUCAAAUACAUCGACCGGAGGAUUAUUCGGUGCCAAGCCAGCCGGGUUGGCUCCACCCCAAACUGCUACUCCUAGCGGUGGAUUAUUUGGUGGCGGCAGUAACACUUCGGGUGGCCUCUUUGGAAACAACACCAAUAAUGCCAACACUGGUGCCACCAAUUCAGGUGGACUUUUCGGUAAUGCCAACAACAAUACGUCCACUGCAAACACCUCGGGAGGUCUCUUCGGAAACAACAAUUCUGCAAACAACUCUGGUGCACAACCCGCAUCUGGUGGGCUUUUUGGAUCAAAGCCCAGCACCGGGGGAGGACUCUUUGGAAACAACGCUGCCAACACCAAUACCUCAACUGCCCCUAGUGGGGGCCUUUUUGGAGGUGCAAGUAACCCUCCUGCCAACAAUGCCACCACCACAGGAGCUCUUUUUGGUAGCAACAAUAACACGAAUACCUCAACAGGCACAGGUGGAGGUCUUUUUGGUGGUAACAACAAUACAUCCACCAAUGCUUCCGGUGGGCUCUUUGGAAGUAACAGCAAUACAAAUACCACGACCAACACCUCGGGGGGUCUUUUUGGUAAUAAUAACACUACUUCCACAGGUGGAGGACUUUUUGGAGGCUCCAACAAUAACACAAGCACCUCGGGGGGGUUGUUUGGUGGAAACAACAAUACUUCUGGUGGAUUGCUUUCAAAACCGGCUACUGGAGGACUCUUUGGUGGUUCUAGUGCUAACACUGGUGUAACCAACUCAGGAGGUUUAUUCGGCUCCAGUGGCCAGACAGGAGGGCUUUUCCUGCAGCAACAGCAGCAAAACCAGCAACAACAGCAGCAGCAACAACAACAGCAAAUCACGGGUAUGACCAGAGUAGGUGAUCUCCCUCCUGCCAUGAAACAAGAAUUGGAACAAUUCGACAAAUACAUUAACACCCAACACUUGAUAGCAACCACGUUACAAGCGGACUUAUCCAAGCAUGACUCCCUCAUAGACACGAUACCGAAGGAUAUUAAUUACUUGCAUAAUAAGUUAUUGUCGACGAAGCAAGCUCUCAAGUUUGACUCUAGCCAGCUUGCCAACCUCAAGCAAUUGAAUAAUGAACUCACUGAAGAUAUAACGAAAAUUUUACAAUUGAUUUUGCAAUUGAGCACCCCUGGAACCCGCUUAUCUUCGUCAUACCAAUUAAACGAGUUUUUCAUCAAAAAGAUCAAAAAGUACUACGAAAUAUUAAACAGCUAUGAGUCUUUAGUGGCGGAGUUGGACCUCAUAUUGAAUGGCUUAGAAAGGCUGUGUACUGAAGGUUUCGGCAACUUGUUCAAUGUUGUUCAAGUAAUCAAAUCACAGUACAACCUCUUCAUGGAAUUGUGCGAGACCAUGGCCCAAUUGCAUAAUGAGUUGACCAAAAUAAUUAAGUAGCCUACGAGCUGUUAAAUAGAGUAUGUAAUAAUCUAGAUUUCAUUCAUAAGAUCACGUGUAGUUAGAUCCCGUGACCCAGUUCCCCAAGCACAUCUCUCCACCGUAAAUUGCA
Messenger RNA from Suhomyces tanzawaensis NRRL Y-17324, 1626 nucleotides. It is a transcript of the gene NUP49, whose product is annotated as FG-nucleoporin. Gene Ontology annotation, molecular function: structural constituent of nuclear pore. The coding region runs from base 96 to 1514 and encodes 472 amino acids. The transcript has a single exon. Gene Ontology annotation, cellular component: nuclear pore. The record is from RefSeq and is a predicted model, not a curated record. Gene Ontology annotation, biological process: nucleocytoplasmic transport. Lineage: Eukaryota; Fungi; Ascomycota; Pichiomycetes; Serinales; Debaryomycetaceae.